AUGGGCAUGAUGCGCCACACCAUUGGCUCCUCCGAUAUGAGCGGCAACCAGUACUCUUUCGAUGAUAAUGGCCCAAGCUUCAACGAAGGACAACCUGACCUUGACCUGUCCAAUUUCGAUCUCACUGACGAUGGUGAAGCAAUGGUGAAGCUCCUCGCGAAGAUGGGCAGCCACAAAUCCGAUGUCCUCCUCGCUGGCGCACCAUGGUCAUUCCCGGGUUGGAUGAAGCACAACGGCCUUUUCAUCGCCCCUCGUCUCAACACCGGCACUUCCUACAAUAUCCUCAACAACUCGUUUGAUGUCCAGUAUAUUCCCCAGAUCAUCAAAUACUUCACAAAAUACAUCGACACCUACGCAGAAUAUGGCGUCACAGUCAACGGCCUUCCCCUGAUGAAUGAGCCACUCAACUACCAAGGUGGCUAUCCCUGUAUGUUCCUCGACGUCUCCGACGCAGCGGCAAUCUUGAGCCGCGGCCUCGGCGCAGCUCUCGCAGACCGCAAUGUUGCGCUCAUGGCCUAUGACCAUAACACAGACCAAGCAGUCUAUCCCUCGCAAGGUAAUCAACGCGCCCCAGGCCUGGUCUAA
Fulvia fulva is the source of this 585-nucleotide messenger RNA. Its product is annotated as Endo-1,6-beta-D-glucanase. Lineage: Eukaryota; Fungi; Ascomycota; Dothideomycetes; Mycosphaerellales; Mycosphaerellaceae. The transcript has a single exon. The record is from RefSeq and is a predicted model, not a curated record. Bases 1 to 585 code for a protein of 194 amino acids. Gene Ontology annotation, molecular function: glucosylceramidase activity. Gene Ontology annotation, biological process: glucosylceramide catabolic process.